Molecule: messenger RNA, 603 nt
Organism: Funneliformis mosseae
Lineage: Eukaryota; Fungi; Glomeromycota; Glomeromycetes; Glomerales; Glomeraceae
Source: the annotation of a GenBank genome assembly
AUGCCUCCAAGAAUUGUUGUGUUAAUUUCUGGUAAUGGCUCAAAUUUACAAGCAAUAAUUGAUGCAAUUAAUUCAAAAACUCUUGAAGGACAAAUUGUUUUAGUGGUAUCGAAUAAAAAAUCCGCUUUUGGCUUAACUCGAGCUACCCAAGCAGGACUUCCUACUUUAACUUUUCCUUUAAAAAAAUAUAAAGAUUUGGGCAAAACUCGUAUAGAAUAUGAUUUAGACCUUGCUAAGAAGAUUAAAGAAUAUAACCCUAAUUUAAUUAUUUUGGCUGGUUGGAUGCAUAUUUUGUCCGAUGAAUUUUUAAAAUGUUUUGAUGAUAUUAUUAUAAAUUUACAUCCCGCAUUACCAAAUCAAUUUGAUGGUACGAAUUCCAUUGAAAGAGCUUAUGAAGCAUUUAAGAAAGGUGAUAUUACAAAAACAGGCGUCAUGGUCCAUAAAGUCAUUCCGGACGUAGAUAAAGGUGAACCUUUAUUAAUUGAAGAAGUCCCAAUAUUGGAAACUGACUCGCUAGAUGAUUUAGAAACACGAAUUCAUAAUGUGGAACAUAGAUUGAUCGUACAGGGUGCAAAGAAAAUCUUGGAUGAAUUAAAUCGAUAA